AUGGCGGAAUAUAUUAAACAAGUUACUGUAACUGGUGAUAUUUCGAGAAUCGGAACUGAUGUGAGUUUUUUCGUGAAAAACCAUGAAAUUUCAGAAACACAAAAACUAUUGACUUUUUUUGUGUUCAAGUUUGCUUUUUGAAAAAGUAAAAAAAAAUCGACCAAACGCAACGCAAAAAUGAAAUCACUUACAAAAAAAUUCCAAAAAAUCUUGAUUUCUCUCCAAUUGCUUUUUGCAGGAUGAUUUAAUCCGCGCCUGGUGUUCAGAAGUGGCCAAAGAAAUCUACGAGCAAAAAUGCGAGUUUGCAGUUGUUCAUGUUCAAGGUCUCCAUUCGGCUGAUAAUCCAGAUUAUGCUGCUCGAGUUAUUUGUGGAUGUAUCACAGAUGAUCCAGAAAUUUAUCGAGCUUUUGAUUCUUCGCGCGCUUUUUUUGAUACCACACUUACCGUAAGUACUUUUUGAAAACACGGUUUGAGAAAUAUUCUAAUGUUCUGAAUUUAUUUCUUUAAAAACAAUGAGAAUUUUAGGGUCUUGGAAAUUUAUAUCUGUUCAAAAAUCAUCGCGAUGUCCAAUAUUAUGAUCGAUUUUCAAAUACUGGUUACAUCCAAGUUGAAGCUGGACAUAAUCAUCGAAUUGGAGAAAGAGAAUCGGAUGGGUUUAUACAGAAUACAUUUGGACAAAGUUAUACAUUUAGGAAGGAUUUUUAUGUGAGUUCUAAAACCAAAUUUGAAACUUCUGAUCACGAUAUCACUGUAAAACUUGAGUUAUGAAGUGAAAAAUCAAAUGUACAAAUCCAAACGUACAAAUUUCAAAUCUAAUUGAUUUUCAGAAUGACGAUGGGACUCGGGAUUUGGCAAAUCAGAGAACUGGUUUUCUCUUGAGUAGAUUCCGAAUCCAUGGAAAAGAAAUGACAUUUGUCAAUCUGAAUCUGCAUUCUCUGCCAUUUGAAGAUGUUAAUGAAAUAGCAACAACUCAAAAUUCAAUCACAAAAGCUGCAUCAAAACGAGAAAAACAAAUCGAUUUAUUGCUAGAAGAAUUAGACGCAGAAGGUUUGAGAAAUGACGCGAUCCUUGUAGCUGGAUCUUUUAAUUCUGAACUUCAUGAAACUGAUCUUCUCAAUUAUUUGGCCAAAACUCAAUUAGUUUCAACGAUUGCGAGAAAAGACGAAGAGGGAAAUAUAUCUGCGAUUGAACAUGUUGAUAGAAAUUGUAGACAUAUUACAACUGUUGAGAGAACUAGAUUUGAUUUACAUUCGAUUCAUGAUUGGUUCUUCAGACUUGGAAGAGGUCAAAUGGUUAAAAGAUAUAAUGGAGAACUUGCAAGUAUUGCUUUCAAAGGAAGUCUGAAGGAGGAAACUUGCUUCUUCCAGGUAAUGAUUACUGUAGAAAAUAGUUGAGAGAUGUUUAAUUAUAAAAAAAAACUUUGGAUUCAGAUCAAGUUGAAACUUAGUUUUUUUUUUCAAAGAGACAUAACUUGGAAACUUUUUACGCUUGAUAAAAUAUCGAAUUUUGAGAGUAGAAAAAUUAGAAAAUCUGAAUUCCUGAACUCAAACCACUUUCUGGAAGUUUUCCACGAGAUAACUUUUUUCGAAUAGAAAUUUUUUAUCUUUGAGCCUCCUUUUGACUUUUUAAACCAAAAAAAAUCAAUAUUUGCAGCCAUCUCGACAUUAUGAAAUCAACAAAAAAACUGGAAAAGAGGAAUUUGAGAGAACUCUUUGCCCAGCUUGGAGUGAUAGAAUUUUGUAUAAUGAGAAUAUGAAUGAUCUAUUCAGACAUGUAGGUAUUUUAUUUAUCUUGAAUGGAAAAUUCAAUCUUAUAAAAAACUUAUUUCAGGAUUCCUUCUGCGCUUCAGGACUUUAUUAUGGUUUGGUAGCAGAGGAGAAACAUGUUGGACCACACAAACCAGUUGCAUUGCAUUCGACGAUUUGCUUGAAGUGA
This is a messenger RNA of Caenorhabditis angaria, 1935 nucleotides long. The record is from the annotation of a GenBank genome assembly. Lineage: Eukaryota; Metazoa; Nematoda; Chromadorea; Rhabditida; Rhabditidae.